This is a messenger RNA of Ochlerotatus camptorhynchus, 2775 nucleotides long. RefSeq lists its product as uncharacterized. The annotation marks the transcript as partial. Lineage: Eukaryota; Metazoa; Arthropoda; Insecta; Diptera; Culicidae. The record is from RefSeq and is a predicted model, not a curated record. The transcript is spliced from 4 exons.
AUGGCAGAGUGGAUGAGACGGUUGAAUCAGGUCACGGUGUGCACGAGUCAGCAAAUAAUUGCAGCAUCUAGCACAACGACAGUUCCUACGACCAACUCCGAAACGGUCCCACAGUUCCCUGCUGCCGGGAGUAACCAAAUUGUACCGCCGACAACAGCUUUUCCGUCAUGGCAACCUACUACUUUCGUUCCUGGUUAUGGACCGUACACUGUCAAUCCACCGCUAGUGUCUGGUGCUGUUCAUUCGACGCAGGUGAACUAUGGCCACCCAUCAUCGUACGCAGCGGGUCAAACUUCGGGCUACAUGCACGACUUCCAGCCCGGAGGAGGAGCAGUACCCCUGAAUUCAUCGACGCCAACAACGAAAACAACUUGGAUCAAUUCGGUAUCAGACUACACCAAUACUACGCAGUGUCUGCCGCCAACAAUUAGCUCAGCGGGACAGCUCGGAGGUUACCCGUCUCAAGGGGGAAGCGUAAGCCAACCGUAUCAGGCAACGAGUAGCCAAGUGCCUCUCCCGAAUCAGCAAGUGCCUGUCCUGAAUCAGCAAGUGCCGGCAAUGAACUGUGAAGCAAACGCACCCACAUCUCGUCAACUAGCGGCGAGACAUGUUAUGCCUAGGGAGCUGCCGGUGUUCAGCGGUAAUCCGGAGGAGUGGCCAAUGUUUUUUAGUGCCUUCAACACAUCCACAGAAGCGUGUGGGUAUAGUGAUGUGGAGAAUCUUGGUCGUCUUCAACGGUGCCUGAAGGGCGUCGCCCUAGAAUCAGUGCGCAGCCGACUCUUAUUGCCUGCAUCGGUGCCACAGGUGAUGCAGACGUUGCAGCUUCUAUACGGGCACCCGGAGCAGAUAAUCUAUGCAUUGCUUGCGAAGAUCCAUGAAGUUCCUGCACCCAAGGCAGAAAACCUGCAUACGCUUAUCGCCUUUGGGGUGGCAGUGCAAAAUUUCUGCGAUCAUCUGGAAGCUGCGGGCCAAGUGUUGCAUCUGUCCAACCCAGUGCUACUGCAGGAGCUAGUGGACAAGUUACCGGCAAAUCUAAAACUCGAAUGGGUGACGUUCAAACGUCAGUUCCUGGUGGCUGAUUUGCGCGUAUUUGGCAGAUACAUGUCGAAUCUGGUCUCAGCAGCGGCGGAGGUGUCCCUAACUCUGGAUUGUAAGGGGACGAAACCUAAGAAGGAGGAGAAGGCGAAAAGUUUGGUCAACGCUCAUCUUGCUUCAUCAAGCGCGACGGAUGCAUUGAAACCAAGUCCGGAAUCAUCGAAUGCUGUUGUGCCUGCUGCCUGUUUUAUCUGCGGCAAUCCGGAUCAUAGGCUCUUCAACAAAGACCAGACUAUCGACACGCUGGCCUUCAUCGACGAGGGCUCGUCCGUUACGCUAAUGAAGAAGAGUCUCGCUGACUUGCUUGAGGUUGCAGGAGUUAAGAAACGUCUGUGCCUGACCUGGACGGGAAACAUCACAUCGAGAUUGCGGGAACUGGAGCAAACGCUACGGUAUAAGGAACUGGCUGAACGCUAUGAACAUCUGAGGAAGAUGCCAAUAAAGGAUUUCGAAUGCGAAGCGCCAGGAAUCCUGAUCGGCGCGAAGAACACUCACCUCACCGCUACCCUACAAAUAAGAGAGGGUCAACUGGAUGAACCAAUUGCUGCCAAAACUCGCCUCGGAUGGGCAAUCUACGGGGCGAUACCGAAAGGAACGAUAUAUCCCAGCUACAACCUUCACAUUUGUGGCUGCGACACAGAGAGCGAGCUGCACGAGCUAGUGAAGCAAUACUUCACGGUCGAAAAUACGGGAGUUUCAGUAGACCGGUGCCCCGAAUCCGAAGAUGACAAGCGGGCUAGAGCGCUACUCGAAAGGACAACAAAACGGAUCGAAAACGAUUACGUAGAGUUUCCUGAAAGCUACGCCAUGGCGGUCCGACGGCUGCAGUACUUGGAGCGGCGAUUGAAGGCAAGUCCGGAAGUGUUCAAGAACAUACAGCAACAGAGAGUGGAAUACCAGGAGAAGGGAUACAUUCACGAAGCGACAGAGAUUAAACUAAGAUCAGCUGAUCCACGCCGGAUGUGGUACCUUCCGGUAGGCAUUGUACAAAACCCGAAGAAACCAAACAAGAUUCGCAUUGUAUGGGAUGCAGCGGCUGUAGUGGACGGAGUCUCCUUAAACAGCAAGCUGAUGAAAGGACCGGAUCUAGUGGAACCCCUACCGGACGUUCUAUCCGGCUUUCGGGAACGAAGCGUUGCAGUUGUGGGCGACAUAAAGGAAACGUUCCACCAGCUUAAGAUGCGUCGGGAAGAUCGUUAUAGCCAGCUGUUUCUUUGGCUUGGAGAGCUGGGACAACCGAUCAAGACCUUUGUAAUCGACGUAGCAACCUUUGAAUCAACGAGCUCACCAUGCUCGGCGCAGUUCGUAAAAAACUUGAAUGCAGCUGAGCACGCAGAGCGGUAUCCGAGAGCAGCAGAGGCAAUCCAGCGUCGCCACUACGUCGAUGACUAUCUGCAGAGCUUUGACAGUGAAGAAGAGGCGUGUCAAGUUGUAGAAGAGGUCAAACUGGUACAUAAGCAAGGCGGUUUCAUCAUCCGAAACUGGUUGUCCAACUCAUCCGCGGUCCUCAGACGGGUCGGGGAAGUUAAUCUAUCUCCAGCGAAGAUUGUCGGAGCGACCGACAGCCAAAUAGAGCGAGUGCUGGGGAUGCAGUGGAAAGCCGAAGAGGACGUGUUCGUCUUUUCCAGCGAUGUUAAGGUGGAAGCAGUCAGUCCUACGAAGCGGAGCAUCUUGCGCUGC